Messenger RNA from Hipposideros armiger (great roundleaf bat), 3521 nucleotides. It is a transcript of the gene ZNF584, whose product is annotated as zinc finger protein 584. Bases 71 to 964 code for a protein of 297 amino acids. The record is from RefSeq and is a predicted model, not a curated record. Gene Ontology annotation, biological process: regulation of DNA-templated transcription. NCBI's taxonomy places the organism in Eukaryota, Metazoa, Chordata, Mammalia, Chiroptera, Hipposideridae. The transcript is spliced from 4 exons.
GCAACGAGCAAGCGGCACCGCGGAGGCAGCUGGGAAAUGAAGUCAACAGUCUGAGGCAGGCGCCGAAUCAAUGGAGGCGCAGGCAACACCCGCGGGGCGGGACUUCUGGCAUUGCUUGCUAGCUCAGUCGGCCGCCGGUGGGUGUCUGCUGGCUCUUGGGACGCGCUGUGCGGGCGGGGCGACUCCCUCGAGCCCCGCCAGUGGAGGAGAAGGGCGGGAACCCUGGCAGCGCCUUUGCACGAGCCGUGGCCCCUGGGAUGACUCCCUCUUCAUGAUUCUCGCGUGUCCUGUGCCCCCGGAGGCGGCUCCCCAGUCCUCGGUACGUUUUACCCGGCGGAGACCGAACUUCGAAGUUUCCACACCUGCCGGAGGUUGUUCCGCCCGGGGCGGGGGUCGGGUCCAGAUUUCAGCUGAGUCCGCCCAGAGUCGAUGCUCGUCCUGGUCAGCGCCGGUGGCGGCCACGCUCGGCCAGCAGGAUCCGAUGGCCGAGGAGGCGCAGGGCCUGGUGACCUUUGAGGAUGUGGCUGUGUAUUUCUCCCAGGAGGAGUGGUGUCUCCUUAAUUUGACUCAGAGGAGCUUGUACCAGGAUAUGAUGCUGGAGAACUUUGCGCUCAGUGUCUCUCUAGGAUUUGCACCUUUGAAAUCACAUGUGGUUGCCCAACUAGAGGAUGAAGAAGAACCCUGGGUGCCCAAUAUAAUGGACAUGACUCUGGUGAGCAGAGCAGAAACCAAGAGGGGUCCCGGCAUUGGUCUUCUGGAUUCUACUCACCUUCCUGGGUUUGUUUACCUCAUGGCAGUCACCCUGGGACUGAAAAAGAAGAUACUGUCGUCGGGGGGCAUGGCCAUGCUUCCUGGUAUCUGCACACCAUGGCAUUCCGUUUUUGCUGCCACUGUCCCCGGGCUCAAGGGAGAGAAGUGGCUGAAUCAACAUAUAGAUUGGAAUUUGGUUUGUGGAGCCUUUUGACUUAAAAAAAUGAUGGAAACUUUUUUCUAAAAAGUAAAUGUCAGUUCAACAAAAUUUGUAUGUUGGCUGUAGCUGUGUCCCUGGUCCUGAUACUGCUUCCUGUCAAGAGAAUGUCAGUGGAAGGCGGGUUUGGAGAGCCGGCCACCCUAGACUUGAGGGGCUCUGGGCUACAGUGCUCGGCCAGUGCCAUGUGUUGGGCCUGGAAACCACUGCUGCUUCCUCUAACUGGGGUGGUUCCUCACUCACCCUUCUGAAAGUGGGCAGGGUGCUGACCACACAGGGUGGAACCACAGGCACACUUGCAGUUGGGUCUUUAGCCAGUCUGCUGUUUCCCUCCAGCACCAUGAAGUUUAAUGCCUACCUCCAGGCUUGCUCGGGCCCUCCUCCCUGGGAGGGAUAGCCUCCUCCAACAUGGGGCUCUGUGUGGGGGCAGACUUAGAGUCAGGGCUCAGAUCUCCAAGCAAAUGGGGAUCUGUAAUUAUUGGGCAUUACAGAUCACCCCUCCAUGCCCUGUGUUGGGUGACCUUGGCUACAUCUGAGGAUGGCCUAGCAUGUGGGUGAGGGGUCCUCUACACUUGCCCUGAACCAGUCUUCUGGUCUCCUGCUGGGGAUCAUCUGUACACAGGUGACCUGUUGGGAGAGCGGACAGAGGGUAGUUUCCCUGGUGAUGCUGUGACAUCUAGAACAAAUCCUGGUGGCUCUGACCCUUUGACCUGCUCAGGGUACUAGUUUGGGCUGGAAUCAUUCAUUCUAUCACUUUAGCCCUAACCUCACAUGUUAAGCCAGCACCAGCAGCCAGCCCAUGGUUAUAGGCACUGUCCUGGCUGCCCCAAGACUGUCCUCUCUCCAGCCAGUGGUGGCUCUCCUCUGGAAUCCACCCAGCAGUUCCUGGCUCCUGGACAAUGUUUUGUGCCCUCAGACUGUCAGGGACACCCUCUCAUCCUUUCUGCCUCUUCCAGUAACACCCCUUCAACCACUAAACUAAGCUGAGAUGUCCCUUCAUGAGUCCUCUCACUCAUUGUCCUAUUUAGAGUUAUUUCUCCCCCUCUCUCGUCCAUGCCUUAACGUCAGGCCAAACAACAACCCUCUGCUACCAGUUUGUCCUCAUGGACAUGAAAUAAAGAGAUACAUUUGUGUUUGUUGAAGACUUAGCAACAUAAACCAACCAAGGCCCAACCAAGGCUUCAGUAAUAGUGGGGACUAUUGAUAGCGUGUUUCUUGCCUUUUAAAGUUCAUCUACAGAGGCAAAGUGCUUAUUUUUUCACUGUGGUGUGUGACAUGGUUGGACCUCAUGUCAGCAGGGCAGUGUCAAUUUAUUUUCUCACAGUAAACAAAACAAUUUAGUGACAAUUAUAAACAAACGUGCAUGUCUCCAUAGUAAUUAAGCAGGAGAGCAGGACUGAAAGUCUGAACAUACCCUGUUUGAUACCUGGUCUCAUAAGACUGCGAACUGGUUCAUGAGGCCAACACCAGUUUGCUUUAUAGAUGCCCGUGAGAGGGACUUGCCUCAUCUCUUAGCGAGUGUCUGUCUGUUCCAACUGCUGUAACAAAAUAACACAGACUGGGUGACUUAAAAAACCAAGAUUUCUCACAGUUGGAGGCUGGAAGUUCAGGAUCCAGGUGCUGGCCAAUUUCAAUCCAAGUUCCUUGAUAUGAGCUCUCUUCCUAGCUUGUAGAUGGCGGUCUUUUUGUUGUCCUAACAUGGUGGGGAGGAAGGAUGCUCUGGAAUUUCUUAGUUUCUUAUAAGGACACUAAUCCCAUCAUGGGCCCCACCCUCAUGACCUCAUCUGAACCUCAUAUUACUGUCACAUAUGAGACUGGGGCUUUGACACAUGAAUUUGGGGGCAUGCAAACAUCCAGUCUAUAACAUCAUGUAAGGAAGCAAACUAAUUUUUGUGACUCUGGUAUAUGAAGAACAGUCUUCACAGUGACAGGACACAAUGUCAGUUUUAUAAAAUGAAACAAAUCGGUCACAGUUGUGAAUAUUAACACUAGAAUAACAACACUGGAACUAUUGGAAACAUUUUCAAUUUAAUACCAUCCAUCCAUGAGGAAUGUGCAGCUUCCCAAGAAGUCCAAACUGGACAUCCUUCAAGGGCCCUCAACCAGUAUGGGUUCAGUUCAUUCCCUAACCCUCACAGAGGCAAUGGGAAUGAAGCCAUUCCAAUGGGCCCAGGACAAUCCUGAUUCCUUCCAGGAAAUGGGAAAGAAGGCACAGGGAGCCUUCUUCAUGCAUAUGCAGAUGACUGCUGCAAAUAUUUGGAUCCAGGCAGGCUGGAAAGACAAUUAUGCUCUGGUGGGGAGACAGCUCUGCCCAGGUUCCUGGGCUGCUCAGAAAAGGCAGAGUAGCUUCUGAAGGCUUUUUCACAUUAGUGGUACAUGCAGGGAAUUUCUCUGUGGGAUUAUGCUGCAUGAAGUCUGACUUGGCUGAAGAUUUUCUCACAAAGGCCAUUUCCAUAAGGCUCCACUCAGGUAUGAAUCCUUUUAUGCUGAGCAAGGUUGUAGAGGCAGCUGAAGAUUUUCCCAGUGGCCACACUCAUAAGUCCUUUCUCUGAUG